Molecule: messenger RNA, 3385 nt
Organism: Paramuricea clavata
Lineage: Eukaryota; Metazoa; Cnidaria; Anthozoa; Malacalcyonacea; Plexauridae
Source: the annotation of a GenBank genome assembly
CGGAACGAUUUAAAUAAUUUAAAGACAAACUGAUAAGCUAUAAAGACCGUAUCUGUGAUCCCAAGAGCUUUUAGUGGCAGGAAAAUAAAGAGGCUGUUUUAAUCUUUUGUAAAUUAAACGCCAAAUCGAAGUCAAAAUUUCAGGUAAGGCAAUAGAUUAUACGUAACUUCACUAACGCGGCAAAGUUCUAAGCUUACACUAUACUCACAAUAUUUGAGAAACGAUCUGAAGUUCCCAUAGUAAGGCAAAUAACCGUUUUCUUUUCGAAGAAACGUUAAGUUCCAUAAAUUUUAGCAAUAUUUAACAUAUUUUGCCCGACCGGUAUAUCUUAAUUCGUUUUUAAUAUGCUUGGCUAAUUAAAUCACAUCGAAAUAUUACACAUAUUAAUUCGAGCUUUAAUUCAUGUCCUGUUUCAUAUAUUGGUCUAUAUAUACUAUUACUAGUAAGGAUUUUAUGUUUGGAUAAUAUUGUUCCGGAUAAAUAGAACAGGAUUUAUCAAAGAACAAGACUAUGCAAUACAGCGCUAACCUGCUUGGGAUCGGUACAAUUCACUGAUUCAAUUCCGACGUCCGAUUUAAGUGGGGUUUGUUAAAUUUUUAAGUGUUUACUUAUAAGAACAAACUAAUAUGAUUUCAUACACAUAUCUAUACAUUUACGCGUAAAAUAUAGAACAGCAAAAUGAUAUAGCUACUAGCUAGCUGUAUGAAUAUCGACAAAGCUGAUUUUAUAAGCAGUUUUACGAUUCGAGGCUUUUAAAUCGAUGCUUUAAUAAACGUGGCCCUCACAUAUUUUAGGGAUUAAAAUUUUAAGUGAAAGUCAUAAAACUUUGUCGCCAAACCGUGGGCGGACAAAAGCUACUUAAUUUGGCGAAACAAAAACUCACAGUGACAGAAGCACUCACUCUUUGCACAGUUAAUAUUUGAAACCGCCAUGUUUUACAGGCUUUAGCCUGCGAACAGGCACUUAUAAUUCUAAUGUAUUACGUAAUAUAAUAGUGAACUGGCCGCUCACUGGCUACAAACUAAAAUCACACAAAAUUGCAAACACACACACACCUACUCACACGAUAGCAAUAGAUCUGCCGAAAAAUAUUGCAUCUUAAAUAUUCUUAAUAUUUUGGUGUAAAUGGCUUGUAAUGACGUGCCUGAUACAUUUUUCUUUAGAAUUCCAACGACAGCCAAGUAAUGAAUAUCACUCCUACGAAUUCCAUCGAUCUAUAUCCAUUCGACCCUACACCUAUCGUGUUAGCGAAAUGUAUAUUUGGAGUUGUGGUAAACUCUCUUCUACUCAUUAUCAUAAUUCGCAACCCUUUGAAAAAUCUACGAAAACGAGGCUGCCACACCAUUACAAGCUUGGCAGUUGCGGAUUUAAUUUCAAACAUAGGGGGCAUCGGUUUAUGCUUCUACGAUUACAAAUCACGUCAAGAUCCAGCGAAUUUUUGGCCUGUGAAAUCUUACUACACCAUCGUCCAUAUUGGAUUCUCUGCUUCGUUUUUGAUGCUGUUUCUAUUGAGCGUCGAGGUCUACAUCAUCACAAAGUACCCGCUAACUGCGCAUCUCAUGUUAACAAGACGAAAAAUACUUUGGAUUAUAUUUUUCCUAUGGUUGGCGUCAAUUCUAAUAGCUUCUAGUAAUUUUUGGACAGUCGAUUACCCAUUUGCAGUAUUUGUUGUUGUUCUAUCCGUGCUGGAAAUAGCAGUAAUGGCAGUGAUAAUAUUUCGGAUUUUGGUCAUUUUAAACAUGCGGCGAAAUCGUCGAGAAGUCGCGCAACUCAUGCCGGACGGUUCUGCGAACGAUAGCGGACUGACCAUAUCGUUUUUGUUACUUUUUGUUGUGUAUUUGGUGACUGCAUUCCCAUACCUUGUCGCUGAGCAGGUGCAUCUGUUGUGGCAUAUUAAACCCGAGUGGAACAUUAAUUUCGAUCACGCUGUUAUAGCUUACAGUUUACCAUUUGCACACUUAAACUAUUUGAUAAAUCCUCUGGUUUAUGCCUACCGUAUGCCCGAUUAUAGAAAUGGUUUAAUUUCGUUGUUAACUUGCCGGAAAACAACGCGGGAUAACGUUCCAAGGACUCCUGCAUCAGAUGGCAGGAGAACGUUUCAAACUUUUAUUGUCAGUGCAGCGUUGAGAAGCAGCGACAACAGUUUACAACUGUAAAGUCAGUUAGUAAGAGCCGGUACGACUGAUAGAUAUUCUAAGAGUGUAUACACAAAACUAGUCUUAGAUCUUAUUUUGAUAAUAGCUUACGUAGCGGCGCUGGGGGAUUUUUCAGCUAACUUAUUACUUUUUAAAUAUUAUAGAGAACUAAUGUUUUCCAAAGUGAUGAACUUUGAUGAGAAACGGGCCAACGGCUGAACUAAAAAAAAUAUAGUUGAAACAGUCAGUAAACUCAGUAUCUUCUCUGAGCUCAACCAAACUCUAUCUAGGUAUCUCCUCCACAGAGGCUUACGUGAAGUUUUCAGUGAUGGGAAGAUCUUCCCAUCAUUCACUGCGCACUUUCUUCGCUCUUUGGCCAAGAAACGGUACUUUGGAAUUGGAAAUACUUAAAAGAUGGCUCUACGGAGGAUCAAACUGUAUUUCUAAGUUUAAUUUCGCUACACUGUGAUGUCAAAUAACUAAUUUCAGUGAAUAAAACGUUUUUAACGUGUAAUAUAGAGUUGCUAUAUUUGGUAUCAGGUGUCUGUAAGGUAGAGACUAGAGAGUAACAACCUUUUCAUGGAUCUAUUAUUAUUUUCAUGUAUACAGCGUGGUCUCUAAUGUAUUGACGAGUACGUAGAGUUGAAUGUUUAACAAAUUGAUUCUCUCCACAACCAACAUUCUCCCGCUGUCUUGGUCUCUUAAACUCUUUCUCUCCCUCUGGAACGUCUGAGUAUGUAAUGUUUUGUCUUUGACUAAGAUCAUCUUGCUGAUCAACAAGAACGAAUGUGUAACGCUUUGUGAAAGGCCAAGGCAGAGCGCCAUCUCGAUCACUCUUCAUCAAGCAUAUGUACACACCCAUAUAUCCCGAAUGGCCACGCGGUCCUUCAUUCAGAUAGACCUCCAAUUUCAUUUUGUAACCAUGACUGGAGAAAAAAGGUUCACUUUCGAUAUCACCACAGUCAUUGUUAGAUUUUGCUUGAGCUAACUUUCUUGUGAAGUUUGCUAUCUUCCAAGUAUAAUCUGCUUCAGGUUCCUGGUGAGGUAAGGGUCCUCGAGGAAACUGCAUUCCCAGUGGAGCAUGCGCAGCUCCGAUGGCCUGUAACACUUCGAUUUUUUGCCCAAGAAGUCUCACAUCUUCAUCGUGCUAGAACAAUAAAAAUUAAAAACUUUACUGGAAAAAUAUCACUGUCUUAUAUAUAAAUAUCACUGUCUGAUAUAGUUUCUCAUGAUAUAAACGCAGUUGGGAC